Messenger RNA from Hydra vulgaris (swiftwater hydra), 1075 nucleotides. The record is from RefSeq and is a predicted model, not a curated record. NCBI's taxonomy places the organism in Eukaryota, Metazoa, Cnidaria, Hydrozoa, Anthoathecata, Hydridae.
CCAUUAAAAGUAUAAAGCGCAGAUUUGUGAACAAAAUUCUUUUGAAAUUUUUUUUCAAUUUAAAAAUUGUCAACUGAACAAAAAUAUUUUUAUAUGGAGGAUUGAAGAUGUUUCAAAAAACACGCAUAAAGUUUUUAAGCGUAUUGCUUGUUUUACUUUUUUUAUGCAAUCAAGAAACUGGAGCAGCACCUAUUGAAAUGGAUAUUCCCAAAUCAAAUACAAGAAUUAAAAAUGUAAUGGCAAAUAUUCUUGAAGCUAAUAAAAACGAACCCGAUAUUAAAUACCCUUUUAAAACAAGAUUUUCUCGAAGCAUUUCUCAUUAUAAGCUUACUUGGCAAAAGGACGAUGAUGGCUAUGUUAAGGUGCCAUAUGAAUUUGAAGCUGGAAUUCCAAUUGAAGAUGCUGGUCAUAUAUAGGAUUCCUUGGCGCUGGUGCACAGGAAUUGUCUUUAAAUUAUCCUGGUUGCAUAGUAUUAGGAACAGUUGUACAUGAGAUGUUGCAUGCUUUAUCAUUUGGCCAUUCAAUGGCGCGUAGAGAUAGAGAUAAAUACAUCAAGAUAGACUACAGCAAUAUUCCAUCAUAUUAUUACUCUCAGUUUGAAAAGCAUUUACCUGGGGAGGCGGUCGUACAUGGCCAAGAGUUUGAUGAAAAUUCUGUAAUGAUGUAUCCUAGAUAUGCAUUUGCAUUAGAUCCAUCAAAACCAACAAUUACGUGGUUAAAUGAUCCAAAUAGAGAAUUCCGAGCACAAAUGUGGUCUCCUAGAGAUAUAAUUGGUGUCAACAGGCUAUAUAAAUGUUAUGGGUACCAAAUGUAUGAAUAACUUUCGUUUUGAAAUUAAUGUGCACAAAAUAUUUUAACCGGUCAUUUAAUUGUCGUCAUUGUCGUUGAUUUCUGUAUUCAAUGUUUUUCUUUAGCAACUUGUAGUUUGUACAUAUUUUUUUAAACAUUGUUUAUAAAAAUGUUAAGUAUAAAGUUGUUCAACUUUAAGAAGUUUUAUAAUUUGGUUAAUCACUUUAAAUGUAAGAACACAAUAUUUCUUAGAUUUAUAUAUAUAUAAAUAUAUAUCAGUAAUUUA